This is a messenger RNA of Stylonychia lemnae, 2226 nucleotides long. Lineage: Eukaryota; Ciliophora; Spirotrichea; Sporadotrichida; Oxytrichidae. The record is from the annotation of a GenBank genome assembly.
AUGAAAAAUCAGGCAAUUAUACACGAAAUUGAUACUUCACUGAAUAAUUCUUCGCAUUUUAAAGUCAAGACGAGACUGGGAUCAAUAGGAGGAUAAAUGAAUCAGACUUUUUUCGUCCAGACUACCAAAAAUAAUAUUUCAAAUGAUUAUGCAAACGACAAUCAAUCAAUGGUUAAUUAUCUGAAUACAACUGAUUAUAAUACAGCCACUGCAGCAAGAAAUAUAGUUGCAAGCAAGAAUCAGUUCUUCGAAUUGAGAAAUAAGACAUCAAAAGCUUCUGCGUAAAGAAGAAGAAACCUGAGUUCUAUUAUAUAGCCAGGAGUUUCAGUUCCUCGUGACUCAGAUCAGGUUGGCAAUCAGAGUUUUAUUAACACUUCAAGAAUCUCACCAUUAAAUAGAACCUUUAACAAAGUCACCACCUUAGAACCUGAAAAGAAGACUAAGUAUCUUUAUGAAGAUACAAGCAUUGAUAGCCACGUAAAGAAAUAAGAAAGAAGAAUUAGAAGUUUAAUAAGAAUGAAAGAACAUGAAGAGAACAAACUAUAUCAAAUUCACUCCCAGCAAAGGAAGUCUUAAAUGGCUAGACUUUACUAUGAAGUUUAUGGAAGUAAGCUAAUAUUAUCUUAGAUUAUCAAUAAAGUUCAUGUGAAUGAAAGAGAUGUGAUGUUUAUGUCAGAGAUAGAAUUAGAGAUGAGCCUGAAAAGAAGACUGCUUAAGAGAAAAAUGACCUAGAUGGCCAUUAAAAUACAAUCCUACUACAGAAUGAGACUCUGUAGAUAGCAGUUUGUUAAGUACCUUGAAAUGAGGAACAAGGCUGCGAAUAGACUUUAAUAGUUUUGGAAAAGAUAUCAUAUGUGGUAGCUUAUUCCUUAGGCAUUACUGCACCGAAAAACUCAAGCAGCAAUUAGAGUUCAGAAAUAUCUCAAAUCAUUCAUUGCUCACAAGAAAAUCUUUCAGCAACUUACCUAAUUUAAAUUCGAUACUUGCUUUUCUUACUUUUCAGAACUUAGAGUAAAGAUUGUUGAAAACGCAUAAAUUUUAAUUGCUUAUCAUUGGAGAAAAUACAAGAAAAACAAAGCCAUGAAGCCAAAAAAUAAGAAUGUUAAAAAGGUUAAUAAGUUUGGAAGACAGAUAACUAAGAGAGAGGAACGAAAUGUUCCUCCUAAAAAAUAGAUUACCUCUACAGGUGUGAAUGCAAAUAAUACAUUGAAUAGAGAGAAUAGUCCAUCUAAAUAGCAAUUGAUUUAGAAUAGUAAACCAUCAGAUGGCCAAGUUAGCUUGAAUAAGGUAAAUACUCAAACAAAUAAUGCGAAGAGAUCUCCAUAAAUGAAUCCUUCUCUUAAUAGCAUUAUUAAAAAGGCUGAUUUUUAAAAAACAAUCGGGAUUCAAAAGUAAAACACUGGAGAUAAAAAGCCAAUUUAAAAUCUAAAUCUAGGAGCUAUCGCUUAAGUUGCCCAAAAAAUAGUCCAAUUCAAAAGUUAAGUCGGAAGUUCCACAAAUAGAACAAACAAAGAUAGUAAUGGGUCAGGUAUUUAAACUAAACUACAAGAAAUAGUAAACUAAGCAUAGGAAUUAGACUAACUUAAUUAUUCAAUAAACGAGGAAGAGAAGGAACAAAAGGAACAUUAAAUAAAUACUAAUCCAACUCCUCCGUCUGAUUCAACUUUGAUCAAUAGACGAAGCAGUCAUCAUUUCUAGUCUGAAUUAAAUCAGUAAAAUACUCGCAAGCCAGAAAUUGUCCUCAACAUAGACUCUAAUCAUGAUAUCAUACUUUAAUAGUAAGAACAAGAAUCAGAGACUAUGUCAAAUGAAUCAACUAAGAAUUAAGAGGAAAUACUAGAAAAGGAACUUCAGGAGGAAAAUUAAGAAAACUCGAGCAUUUCAGAGAAUGAAAAUGAGAAUAACUUUGAAAUGAAUGAAAGCAAAAACGAUAAAAGUUAAUUCAAUGAUAGGAAUUCUAACGAUAAUUUAAAUCUGUAAAAUUCUUUAAAGUCUCAGAAGUAGGAAAUCAGAAGUUAAAAUCGUAGCUAAAGCAAUCAUGCCCAUGAAUUGCAAUUGCAUGAAUAAAGUUCUAAAACAUCUAGCAAGAGAUCAAUCUCUGGAGCAAAAGCAAAUAUUAAUAGUUAAGAUAAAAUGAGUAAAUCUCCACCAAUAAACUCCCUUAAAUAAAUAGCUUCAAAUAAAACUAACGGGGGAAAUAAAAGCUAUUUAGAGCAAAGACAUUGA